AUGUGGACUGUAACGUGGAGUGUUUGGGUUCCCUUAGUUUUCAGCUCGGUGUUUGGUGAGAGGCAACAAAGGCCAGUGUUUACUUGCGGUGGAAACAUUACUGGAACUUCAGGCCUCAUUGGGAGUCAGGGUUACCCCGGAGUUUACCCCCCUAACACCAAAUGUGUGUGGAGGAUCACGGUCCCUCAGGGCAAAGUGGUGUCCCUCACCUUCCGUUCUCUUGACUUGGAGAGUGACGGACUUUGCCGCUACGACUACGUGGAUGUGUACGAUGGAUUCGUUAACAGCCAGCGGCUCGGGCGCUUCUGUGGCACGGCACGGCCCAGAGCGCUGGUGUCCAAUCACAACAGGAUGCAAGUAGUGAUGGUUUCGGAUGCCAACACGGCCGGGAGCGGCUUCCUGGCCGGAUACGCCGCCGUUCGGCCAAACGCGAGGGGAGAGCGGUAUUGCGGCGGACUCUUGGACAAACCCUCAGGAACCUUCAUGACCCCGAACUGGCCGGACAGAGACUAUCCUCCUGGUGUGACAUGCUCGUGGCAUAUUCUCGCACCUGAGCACCAGAUAAUCGAACUGAAGUUUGAGAAGUUCGACGUGGAGAGGGAUAACUACUGCCGCUACGAUCACAUGGUCGUUUACAACGGCGCGGAAAUGAGUGACGCGAGCAGGAUCGGGAAGUUCUGCGGCGACAGCCCUCCUGCGCCGAUCUACUCUGACGGCAAUCGCCUCUUCAUCCAGUUCGUCUCUGAUCUGAGCCUCACUGCUGACGGCUUCAUCUGCCAUUACACUUUCAAGCUGAAGAACUUCACCAUCACGAGCUCCGCCGUUCCCAUUACUGCAGCCGCUCCCACCAGUGCAGGACCCGUAGCACUGACGUAUUCGGAAGCUCUCUGCAAGCAGAAGUGCAAGAGGAGCGGAACAAUCGAAAGUCAUUACUGCUUAAGCAACUUUGUGCUGACGGGAACACUCGUCUCGGCUGCCAUGAGGGAACAGAGCGUGCUCGUGACCUUCUCCAUCACCAACGUGUACAAGGAAGGAAACCUGUCCAUCCAGCAGGCUGGAAAGAGCAUGAGCACUAAAGUCAUAAUCCUGUGUAAGAAAUGUCCUUUGGUCAGGAGAGGUCUGAACUACAUCGUCAUGGGUCACGUCGACAAGCAGGGACAAGGUGUCGUUUCACCUCAGAACUUUGUGAUGGCCUUCAAGACUAAGAAGCAGAGGGACCUGGCUGUGUUGACUAAUGCCCGCUGCUGAUGAUAGGCGGCGGCCAUGUUGGAUUUGUCGUCUCAUCGGGCCACACUCUGGAUCUGUACGCAGUAAAUUUAGUCAUUGCAAUAACACGAGUCUACAGAGCGACCACG
Molecule: messenger RNA, 1355 nt
Organism: Neoarius graeffei (lesser salmon catfish)
Lineage: Eukaryota; Metazoa; Chordata; Actinopteri; Siluriformes; Ariidae
Gene: pcolce2a
Product: procollagen C-endopeptidase enhancer 2a
Exons: 9
Coding region: 1-1248 (415 amino acids)
Molecular function (GO): protein binding
Source: RefSeq, a predicted model, not a curated record